AUGGAUUAAUUCAGAGACAAAACCUCUAUAAUCAAUCAAAUCCGCACAUGUAACGAUUUCUAAAAUUUUUAAAGCUAAUCUCUGUUUUACCUGCAUUUAUAAUUAUACACAAAAAUUCUUUCAUUACAAAGUGAAUCUUUAAGGUUCUCAAAACAAGAUAAANCAAUUAUUUACAAACUUUAAAAACUUAUCCAAAUAAUAUGAUGAUUCUAUCUCUUGUUUGUAAUUAUCUAGAUCUGAAACUAUCAGUAUGAAAACAGACAUUGAAUCCAAUUUCGAUGGAAUACUAAGAUAAAUGUAAAAUGAACCUUUUAAUGAAAUCAUGACUAGCUAUAAUCAGAAUCUUCAAUUAUUCAUUGAUAGAACUGAUUCCAUUUCAAAAACACCCAUUGAAGUAUUUAAAGUUACUCUUAAUGAACCUAUCAAUAUUACACAUCUUAUCACUGUUCAUUCGCUCAAAACUUGUUUAAUUAAAAAAAAUCUAUAAGAAAUUAAAAAUAAAAUUGAAUCCAAUGACAGUGUCUAUGUCAGUUUCGAAAACAAAGAUCAAUUCACACAACCUAAAUUACCUAAAAUGGCUCCAUCUUUAAGUAAAACACCUAAAAAAGAUCAUGAUUAUGUGUCUCCAUUUGAAAUCAAAACAGAAGAAAUCUAUGAAGAAGGACAUUCUUAAAUGAUAGAAAGAGAUGACAUUGAAAAUUCCUAUUAAAUGAUGCUCAUUGAUAAUCAAUCAGAAUCCGAAGAUUUAAAACCUGAACCAGACAUCCUCAAAUCUUUUGGACCAUCCAAUUCAUCCAAUUAUAGUACAAAUAAUACUUUAAUCCCAAAUAAUAAAUUAUUGGUAUCUAAAAUCAUUUCAAGAGUUAAUGAUAAAAAUGACAAAAAAAUUGAUAAAAAUUAUGCCUUCAAAGGAAUCAAUACUUCCCUAAAACUUGUAUGA
Paramecium sonneborni is the source of this 940-nucleotide messenger RNA. The record is from the annotation of a GenBank genome assembly. NCBI's taxonomy places the organism in Eukaryota, Ciliophora, Oligohymenophorea, Peniculida, Parameciidae.